Amaranthus tricolor (Joseph's coat) is the source of this 1927-nucleotide messenger RNA. RefSeq names its product protein WVD2-like 1. The coding region runs from base 508 to 1533 and encodes 341 amino acids. Gene Ontology annotation, biological process: microtubule cytoskeleton organization. Gene Ontology annotation, molecular function: microtubule binding. The record is from RefSeq and is a predicted model, not a curated record. NCBI's taxonomy places the organism in Eukaryota, Viridiplantae, Streptophyta, Magnoliopsida, Caryophyllales, Amaranthaceae. The transcript has 7 exons.
AGAGCUUUAGAAUGAUUCAUGAUCUUUUCUUUUUCUCCUCAUAUAAAAAAAGAAUGUUUCCUAUUGGAUUGAAUUGAUGGGCACCCAAUUUGAAGGAUUCAUAUCAUAUUCCUUUAUUAAUCUUUAUCUCUAAACUUUCAAAUUCCUUUCAUUUUCUCAAGGGUUGAGUUUAAAGAGGAAAAUGAAAUAAAUAAACCCUUCUAAUACCCCAUUUUGUUGUUGUUUGCUUAAACUUCACAAUUGUUCUAAAAUUCCCCUUAUUUAUAUUUGGAUCUUUCUACUCUCAUAUUCCCUAUCUCCCCUUAGAUUCCUCUCUUAACCCCACUAUCUUCAUCUUCCUCACCUCAACCUUUCUCCAAUAACCUCCAUAACUGACCCACAUUUCAAGGAGACCUUUUGUUGACCCAAAACAAACCUCUGAACUUCAGAUCUAGUCUUUUCAAACCUGAGUUUGACUCUCAAAAAUUCAAUCUUUUCCUCAUUUCUUUCAGAAUUUGAAGGUGUGAUAUGGGAAGAGAAGUUACAGGGGUAAGAGUAGAACAAAAUAAAUCUUUAUAUCCAAAAAUUAAACCAAAAGUUUCAGCAGAUUCAGAAAAAGAAGCAAAUUCUAGUGAAUCAAAGGAUUGUGAGGUGAAAGAGUGUACUUCAGAGGUAUCUUGUGCAGAAAUUAGUAGUGAAAAACAAGAAAUUUUGGGUAAUAAAAGCCCAAAUUUUGAUACUGAAAAGCCAAAAAUUGAGGAUCAGAAAUUGAAAUCUAGUGAUAAAUCUUCAUCUGAAACUGUUACUGGGAAAUUGAAGAUGAAGAAUAGUACCCAGAAAAGUAAUGAUGUGACAGUUAAUACUCAAAUUUGGGAGACUCCUAGAGCUGUUGAAACUCCUCUUUCUCCUACUCCUAGCAAUUCCAAGUCUCCUAGCUCUACCCAGAAAUCACAGCCAAGUACGCCGCUUGUAGCAAGGAAGUCUUUAGAUGACGACGACAAUUGGUCUAUGGCAUCUUCAACACGAACUACAAGAUCCAGAACUACAGUCGGUAGAGCUCCAACAUUUACCUGUACUGAACGUAUGGAGAGGCGAAAGGAGUACUAUGCAAAAUUGGAGGAGAAACGCAAGGCUUUAGAGGCGGAGAAACGGGAUUAUGAAGCAAGGACUAAGGAAGACGAAGAAGCGGCUAUAAAGCAGCUUAGGAAGAACAUGGUUUUCAGGGCUAAUCCCGUUCCCAGUUUUUACCACGAGAAGCCUCCACCCAAGAAAGAGCUCAAGAAGCUUCCUACAACUCGUGCUGUAUCGCCUAAAUUUGGACGCAGAAAGAGCUGCAGUGAUGCAAUUUGCUCCUCUUCCGAAGACAAGAUCUGUGCUCGGGCAUCAAGGCACAGCUUAGGAAGUCAGAACCCGAGGGAACGCUCAACCCCAACUAACAUUCCCCGGAAGAAGGAUUCGCUAGCUAAGGAUCGGUUGAAACAAGUGGAGACAACCAAAAACACUCCUCCUAAGAUGACAAAACCGUCCAACCCAAAUAUCACCGUUCGAUCUUGAUCAUUAGAGCUUUCACACAUGGUAUCUUUAUAAGUUCCGGUCUAGGAAUAUCAUGGCUUAUCGUUUUUUCUAGUUGCGUUUUUUUCUGAAGAAAGGUCCCGGGAAUGUAAGAGAAGGAAAAAGAAAAUGGCCUUUCUCCUGCCGAUUUCUUUCAACCUUGUUUUUUUUUUUCUUUCAACUCGUUUCCAGUGUCGUCUUUUCUUUUUCGGGUGACAUGUGUUGUAUAUCUCUGUAACUUAUAUUAGUACAUAAUGUAUACCAUUAGAGUCGCGAAAUCGUUGAAUUUCACUUGUUUGAUCGUGGGAUUAAUCGGGGAUGUGAUCUAACUUUCUGUUUAACACAGAAUUAUUUGUUUGAUUUGCUGUUCUGAGUAUAUUUGUGUUCUGCAUUACUA